Maudiozyma saulgeensis is the source of this 1359-nucleotide messenger RNA. The record is from the annotation of a GenBank genome assembly. NCBI's taxonomy places the organism in Eukaryota, Fungi, Ascomycota, Saccharomycetes, Saccharomycetales, Saccharomycetaceae.
AUGGCAACUGAGUUUUUACAGGAUGUUCCUGCUGAAUUAAGAACAAAAAUAGAGAAGAUUAUAUCUAUUUUACCAGAUUCUAGUAAUAUAUUUAAAGAAUUAUACGAUUUUGCAUUAACUAAAGGGGAGACUUUAGAGAGGAAGAAACCUAAUACUAGCACACCUGAAAAUGAAAAGAUAGAUUCAUCAGAUAUAAUAUUCAAAUUAGAUAAUGCAUCCGUAUUGUCACCUUUGAGGAAAAAAUUAGAUUUUGUGUUUCAUCUAUCUCCAAAGGAUAAGCAACCAAUGAUAUCGUUAUUGAAAAAUGGUAAAUCUGAAUUUAGUAUAAAAGAUUUAAAAACGAAUAUAAAAAUGGCAACCUUUUUACCAGUACCUGAAAAGAAAAAUAUUGUUUACCUUUUUCUAGAAUGUAGAUCUUCUAGUAAUCCAAAUCAACAAGAACCUAUAUUGAUGACGUUGAAUAGAACUACUACUUUAGAACAAUUUUGUAAAAUGGGUAUAUUACCAAAUAAUGAAAAUGAUUUUAAGAAAUGUAAGGAUUACAUGAGAAAACAAGCAAUAUUGACAGGUUUUAGAAUUAUUGAUCCAUUUUCUAACAACAAUACUCAGGGCCAAUUGAAAUCAUUCCAUGUUGAAUGUCAUAGAGGAACUAAAGAAGGUACGCUUUACUUUUUACCUGAUCACAUCUUAUUUGGAUUUAAGAAGCCUAUAUUACUGUUUCAAUCUACAGAUAUUGCGUCUAUUACAUAUUCUUCUAUUACAAGAUUAACUUUUAACAUGACACUUAUUACAAAUGAUGAACAAAAAUUUGAAUUUUCAAUGAUCGAUCAAGCAGAAUAUGCUACAAUUGAUGAAUAUGUCAAAGUAAAACAAGUUACCGAUAAGUCAAUGAGUGAAGAAUUAAAAGCAAAGAAAUUAAAAAAUGCACAACAGUCAAGUGCUGAUGAAUCGGUAUUAAAAGAAGCAGCUUCAGAAAUAGAUAAUGCACAAGGAACCAAUAUCCAAAAUCUACCAGAUGAUUCUGAUGAUGAAGAGAAUGAUCAAAAUUUUGAAGCAGAAAGUGAUCUUUCGGAUGGUAGUGACCAUGGUGAAGAAGAUGACGAUGACGAAAAUGAUGGAGAACAGGCAGAGGAAGUUGCUGAUGAGGAAGAAGAUUUAGAUGAGUUAGAAGAAAUACAACCGUCAGUUGAAGAGAUUUCGCAAUCAAAUCUGCAAUUGAAUUAUGCUACAGCUGAAGAAACAAAUACAAUUGAAGAUACGAUUGAUAAUGUGAAUAUGGGAUCCUUAGAAGAUAUAAUGGUUGAUGUGGAUGAUGGAGACGAUGAUGAUGAAGAUGAUUCGGGUGUCGAAUAUGACUAA